This is a messenger RNA of Silurus meridionalis, 1950 nucleotides long. RefSeq names its product coiled-coil domain containing 32 (gene ccdc32). NCBI's taxonomy places the organism in Eukaryota, Metazoa, Chordata, Actinopteri, Siluriformes, Siluridae. Gene Ontology annotation, biological process: cilium organization. The record is from RefSeq and is a predicted model, not a curated record. The transcript is spliced from 4 exons. Bases 137 to 703 code for a protein of 188 amino acids.
CGCGUUUCCGGUUGUGCUUCUGUUUACCACGGAAAGCCUGAAAUGUUUGUGUUCGGGUGUUAAUGCGUUUACACAGCGGACCGUAAAAGAUCUGAAAUACAUUUCACGUUUAAGCUAGGUUCAAUCUAGCAGAGACAUGAGUGAUGAUUCCAAAAGUUUCCAAAGCCGUUCCAGCGGUGAUUUGUGGUCGGAAAUCUGCUCAGAUCUGCCUGAGCCACCGGAACAUGGCACGGCUGGUGAACACUUCACAGAUUCAUUCCAGCCUCAGUGCCCUGUGACCAACCAGAACAACAAUACUUCAACUAGUAGCUUUAAUUCUUCUACUCAGUGGGAACCCAUGGCGGACUCCGCAGUCUACAUCGCCAGCUUAGAGAACCGUUUGAAAAAGAUUAAAGGUCAAGCAAAUGAGGUCACAUCAAGGGAAAUGCUGCGCUCUUUGUCACAGGCCAAAAAGGAGUGUUGGGACAGGUUCCUCCAUGAUCCCCAGACUUCAGAGUUAUUCCAGGACGGAGAUCUGGAUCAGAGUGCUUUGGAGCAGCUGAAGCGCUGGUUGUCUCCAGAGCGUGUAGCAAUCAGCGCAGAAGAGCUGGAGUACCUCCUCUUGCCAUCUAAAAGCAGAGAGAGAGACUCAAACAACCCAUCCAGCACAGGCUCUUCCACAGAAGAGCAGGAUGAGGAAGAAUGCUCAAGUCCCGAGAAAUAAGUCACAUUAUUCCCCCAAAAGACUGUAGCCACGUGACCAGCAGAUGGCCAUGUACUUGAGGUUCAGUGAGGCUAUAAUGUUGAGGAUUUUGAGUUUCAAACCAUACAGUGUUUUAAAGAAAUAGCAAAUGGAGAAACGUAAGCAUUUUGUAAUCUCCCACCAUUUUCUCUCUCUCUCUCUCUCUCUCUCUCUCUCUCUCUCUCUCUCUCUCUCUCUCUCACUCUCACUCAAUCUGCAAAAUGAAUUAGAGGUCACGAUAUUGACCAGUAUUAUAUUUGUGUUUAAAUGCUUAAAUGAAAACCUUAUUUUAAGCUUAACAUUCUGUCUGGCUUUUACUACUAGGUUUUCAUGGUAACCUGAAAUCAAACCAUCCUUUUUUGCCCUCCUGAUUUCCUUUGAUCUUUCAUCUAAUCUACUUUAAAUUUUGAACCUUUUUUUUUUCUUGUAUUGUCACAUGCAUGCACAAACUACCACAGAGAACAAGUGUUGCCAGUUGAAUUUCCUUGGGCAGAUGAGUUUUAAAGACGAACUCCACACUCAGAUUUAUAAAAUAUGUUCAUACUAAAAGAUCUGAAAAGUGCUUGGCAAUUUUUUGCAUUGAUUUCUCAUUUGGUGCAGCAUUUUCAGAUUCCUGCGAGAAGUUCGUGUCCUGUGAGAAGCCGAUGUCAUGUGAUGACGUUGCCAGUGCAGUCACAAUAGCGUUUUUAACGAGUAGAUUUUUCAGCUUCUGUGACCAUCAUGUUAAUUAGAUAUUAUAUUAUAUUGCAUUAUAUUGACUGAUGGCAGAGACUCAACUCUGUUGAUUAGCCAUGAAGUGCAAUGAUGUGAUGUGAUUAGCAUUAUAUUUAUAGCUCUGGAAGCUUUGUGAGCAAGAAACUGUUAUCCAAAGUGAAAUUUGAUCAACCUAUUGAGGUGUCCAUUAUGAAUUUCAUAAAACUUGGAUGCCACUGAAGAUGUUCAAUGCUAAGUAUCGAGAAUAAGUAUGAUAGACGUUUUCUUUAAGAUGUGCUUCUCCUUAAUUUGAAUAAAGGCCUGAAAAUACACUGCUCACUUUUGGAUAAUAAUACAUAUAAAUAUUAAUAUUCACUUUGUAUGACUUUAGCCUGCAAAAUAAUGACCAGUAGAUGUCAGUAGGUUGUUGCUCUUUCUUUUUUUGUUUCUUUGAAAAUUUUCACCCUUGUUUUUACUAAGUUGUACAUGUAGAAACAUGUUUACAGUCUGAAAUUACACUCAUUCAACAAGCACUA